Messenger RNA from Oryctolagus cuniculus (rabbit), 4860 nucleotides. RefSeq names its product interleukin 15 (gene IL15). Gene Ontology annotation, cellular component: extracellular region. Gene Ontology annotation, molecular function: cytokine activity; cytokine receptor binding. The record is from RefSeq and is a predicted model, not a curated record. Gene Ontology annotation, biological process: neutrophil activation; immune response; positive regulation of tyrosine phosphorylation of STAT protein. Lineage: Eukaryota; Metazoa; Chordata; Mammalia; Lagomorpha; Leporidae.
GCCCGUCGCUGAGGGUGCGGCCUGGGGACCCUCUCCUCGCGUCGGGGCUCCGCUGGUGUCCCUGGAAGCAGAGGCGGAGGCCAGAGUCCGGUGUCCAAGGGAGGCAGAGCGGGCGCUUUCGUACGUCCUGCCGCGUUCCCUCCAAGUUCCAAGCCCUGCACCUGGCGGCGGCAGAGACGCGCCAGGCUCCCAAGGAACCAAACACCUGGGGAAAAUCAACUCGGAGCCUGCUGCCCUCCCGCCCCUCCCGCUGGGGAUGUUUAUCUUGGCCUGGUCUCCUGGCUCUUUCUCUUUCACUUUUCCUUUCGCUGGGGGUUGGGACUCCCAGGGUGGAGGGCGGCAGGGGAGAUCCCAUCUGACUCGCUCACUGCCCUCGGACGCCCCUCGCCCGGGAAGGGGGGCAGGUGGCCGCACUCCGGGUUGCACGAGCUGCCGCCCGUCCACAUUGUACCCGGCACUUGACAGAGGUACAGGACUCUGUUCCCAGGCUCUGGGACGGGAGGUGGUAGGGAGAUGGAAUUUUCCCCCUAAAGCCUACGCCCUGGGCCCCUCCCAGCCGCGGCGCUACUAACACGUCUCUCCGGCCCAGCCACCAGCCGACCGCCCCACCCUCUUGACCGCGACUAAAGUUUUCCCGGCGCUACGUGCAGAAGUUUUGUUCCCGUCUGCCGCUUCAUUCGUCUCCUGGGUUCUCUUUGCCACCCUCCGGCGUCCAGAGGAGCGCAGAUCGCCGCGUCCCGUUGGCCGUUGCGCGCGGUUCCCAGCGCGCUGCGCUCACUCCGCGUUCCUGGCUGCGGGUGCCGCUGCGCCCUGCGCUCCACGGACUUCGAGGCCGCCUGGCCCAGGGUGAGGGGUGCGCGUCUGGCUGCGGCCGCUAAGCUGUUGGCUUCUGAGAAGAGUGGUCUGGCAGAAAGGUCAAGAAAGGGCUGACAUAGAAUUUGGCAAGGUGAUUGGGCUAACUGAAGGGAGACAGGUGACUUCCUGUUGGAGACUAACUAGAAGUGCAGUAGGAUUGGAUUGAAACUGGAUCAUCUGGCACUCAAAUCAGCACCCCUAUGAUAAGCCGCAUCACUGGCCUCAGAUUAACUUGCCCCUCAGGAGGCAUUCUGGAUGGAUGGCUGCUGGAAACCCAUCGUCAUAGCCAGCUCUUCUUCAGUUCUUAAGGAUUUACCCUGGCAUUGAGUAAUGAGAAUUUCGAAACCGUAUCUGAGAAGUACUUCCAUCCAGUGCUACCUGUGUUUACUCCUAAACAGUCAUUUUUUAGCUGAGGCUGGCAUUCAUGUCUUCAUUUUUGGCUGUAUCAGUGCAGGUCUUCCUAAAACAGAAGCCAACUGGCAUGAUGUCAUUAGUGAUCUGAAAAGAAUUGAAGAUCUUAUAAAAUCCAUCCAUAUUGAUGCUACUUUAUAUACUGAGAGUGAUGCUCAUCCCAAUUGCAAAGUCACAGCGAUGAAGUGCUUUCUCCUGGAGUUACGAGUUAUUUCUCAUGAGUCCAGAAACAUGGACAUUAAUGAAACAGUACAAAACCUUAUCAUCCUAGCAAAUACCAGUUUAUCUUCUAAAGGGCAGAAUGUAACGGAAUCUGGUUGCAAAGAAUGUGAGGAACUGGAGGAAAAAAAUAUUACUGAAUUUUUGCAGAGUUUUAUACAUAUUGUACAAAUGUUCAUCAAUUCUCCUUGACUGCCGUGGAUCCUGUGCAGUGUUUCCAUUAUUAACAAACUCCUUCCUGCUGCUUGGAGGCAACAAGACACUGCAUUUCAAAUGUGCUGCCAGAACACGUUUUUCCUGCAAGCAGAUGAGAAGGGGUUGGAUCAAAUGAAAUCCUAGAAAUAAAGGUACAAAAAUGAAUAACAUAGUGACUACAGACUUUGUACAGACAUAUUUUGCUAGCUUGUUUUUAAUUUAUUGAGAUUGUAUAUAUGUGUAGCAUGAUGAAAAAUGUUGAAUAAAUUUGUGUAUAUAUUUUAUCAUUUGCAAUUGCGUUGGUAUUUUACCUCUUAUGGAAACAUAGGGAGCAGUCACUGAAGGGGAGAGUCAAAUCAUGUAACAGAUGGUAGGACUGGGUACCAGUACCACAGGUCCACACCCAUGCUGGGAUGCUCCUGCCAGAGGGGAACCACUGACAAGUAUUCCUCUCUGACUUCUCCACUGGAUGUAGUAAUGAGGAAAAAUUGGCUACCAACAAGGAAAACAGGAAACAUGUGUGAACCCUGGGCUUUACUCUGUAACGUAAUUAUUGGUACAUAAAACUCCUGUCAUGAAAGAAAGAAAUUGCAAUACAGGGCAUGCAAUGGACAAUACUGAAUCACAGGUGGUGGUGGUGGUAACUUUUGGUGAUAGGAAGGAUGAUAUACAGAAAACUAAUAUCAAUAUUUUAUUUCAUGCUUUCCCAAGUACAGAUAUUUUAUUUUCAUAUUUUUGUCAUGUUUUAGGAUAAACCUGAUGAUUUUUUGAGUCAACAUUAUCUAACAGAAAUUGCUUGUUCUUUUCUGUGUAUAAUUUUCAUAAUCAUUUAUAAAUCUUCUAUACAGUACUAUCUAAAAUUAGCAAGAUCUCUAGCUUUUCUGUUGGUAGAGAGUCGGGAAAAUGAAAAAUUUUUAAUUCUAAGUUUUCCAUUUCGAGUCUUAAACAAAGGUUAGUCUAACUCCUGAGUUUAUUAAUUUGAGGGAAGAAAAGGUAUAAUGCCAUUUACAUUACCAAUAAUAUUUUACAGUGAGCAAUAGCCAUUUUGUUUAAAUUAGCAUACAAUGAGUUUAAAAUUUCCAGCUCAGAAGUAGAAUUAUUCUCACAUAGUUAUGUAAUAUGGCUCACAUGAUCUGAUCUUAGGAAACUCAAGACACGGAUCUACAAUUUCUCAAAAUACUCUUAGUUAAGAGACAAUCGCAUAAAACAGUCUAUCGUGUUGUUCAUAUUUGUGUUCAGAAUUAGUCUUUUUUUGUGUUUAAGAUUCUGCCCUUCUUGAGCCAUGCCCCUUAAUAGACCUAACAUCAUUUGUCUAAAGGAUACUGUGUGUGUGGCUCACCUGCUACCCUACAUGCUGAAAGUAUUUGCCAUAUGUUACAUAUAUAUUUUUUAUUUAACAGGUAGAAUUAUAGACAGUGAGAGAGAGAGAGACAGAGAGAAAGUUCUUCCUUCCAUUGGUUCACUCCCCAAAUGGCCACUAUGGCCAGUGCUGUGCCAAUCUGAAGCCAGGAGCCAGGUGCUUCUUCCUGGUCUCCCAAGCGGGUACAGGGGCCCAAGCACUCGGGCCAUCCUCCACUGCCUUCCCGGGCCACAGCAGAGAGCUGGACUGGAAGAGGAGCAACCGGGACUAGAACCCGAAGCCCAUAUGGGAUGCCAGCGCUGCAGGUGGAGGAUUAAGCAAAUGAGCCACAGCGCUGGCCCCCAUAUGUUACAUAUAUUAAAGCAAAGCACAAAGUUCUAUACCUAACUUCAAACAGUGAAAGCAAGCCUGCUAAAAAUCAAGUUUAUAGUCCAAAGUCAUAGUGGUGAGUUGUGCACUUAAAUUUCUUAAUUUCAACUAAGGAAAAGAUAUAUGAGAGAAUAUUAUCUGUAUACUCUAUCUUUGAUACACAGAAAGAACCAGAAGGCAGAUAAUAUGGUGGGAAAGCAAGCAGAACCAAUACAUAAUUUGUGUGCUAAAAUAAUUUAAAAAUCAACCAACAGGUCUAGUUUUAUGUACUCUCAGUCUUUAUGUUAGAAGAGUGAAUCAAUAGAAUUACUUUGUUUUGGUCCUAUUGUUGCAGGAAGAGCUUAUAGCUUUUGAUGUGUUUCUGUUUAUGGACAUCAAAUUCAGCAGCUCAUAAGGUCACCCUGACAUGUAUGAUAUGAAAAUCAAAUAACAUGAUUUGUAUGCCCUCUCCCCCACCCAAAACAGAAAUAUUAGAAAAUGCUGUUAUAUUUCAUUAUGUGUGUUGUGUCAGGCUUGGUGUAAGUUCUCUGCACUCACAGGUAAGUCAGGCUUAGCAUUUCCAUGUCAUAUGUAAAUAUUUCACCCAGAGGAAGUCCCAUUUCCAUAGAAAUUCAGUUCAGUGUUUCUGAGUGUGUCUGAUGGCUGAAUCAUGGCCUUAUGAAAUAAUUUGUUAUGCAAAGUGCACUUCGGCUUCAUUAUGAAGUCUCCUAAUCAUAAUUGCAUCCUCUAUCUGAUGUAAACUAGAGGAAAAAUUAAUGAAUCAUGAGUAAAUAGUCAUGCUUUCAUCCUGAAUUUUACUUUUUCAAUCUUGCAUUUCAAAAUAAGUUUAACUAUUGGAAGAAUUGAAGAGGAAGUUGCUACACAGAAGCAAAUUUAAAAAUUGUACACUUCACUUGUACAGUGCCAAAACUUUCAGAAUAAUGCUCUCAGAGAAUCCAGGAUCUCCUUAUAGCUUAUUUGUUUUCACCAUCACUAUUAUCACUCUCAUAUUUUUCAUGAAGGAAUUCACUCUCCUUUUUAUUGUGACCAUAUUUAUUGAAAAUUGGUGUGCGCACCUUAUGCUUGGUAAUGCAAUCACAACUGUGAUGAGAAAUCCAUACUCUCAGCCCUCAUGGAGUGAACAUCCCACAUUACUGUUCUACUGGCAAAGUUGAGUUUUUUGUUACUUGUUACCAACAUCAUGAUGGGCCCCACUUGACAGUGUAUACAGGGAGGACCAGUGUUGUUCAGUUGUUCAAGUUGUCAGAAAGAGCUUCUUUGAGAAAGUGAAAUCUGAGUUUGGCUAUGGAUUGCAACAAGGAAUUAUCCUGGGGGAUGCUGGAAGAGUUAAUCAGAGGAAUAGAUAGGCUCUGGUAAGAAUUUUUCUAAAACCUCAGAAGAAAUAAGACUCUUACUCUGAAAUCACUAAAAAAAAAAAAUGAGGCAUCAUUUUUAUUGUCAAGAGAAUAAAC